Laetiporus sulphureus 93-53 is the source of this 654-nucleotide messenger RNA. RefSeq lists its product as uncharacterized. The coding region runs from base 1 to 654 and encodes 217 amino acids. The transcript is spliced from 4 exons. The record is from RefSeq and is a predicted model, not a curated record. Lineage: Eukaryota; Fungi; Basidiomycota; Agaricomycetes; Polyporales; Laetiporaceae.
AUGGCAGAUAAAAGAAGUUCCUCGAGAUCUGCUAAGAAACGCAGGCGCGAUGAUUCUCCCCUUGAUGACCUGAAGUAUCCGGAGGACCAUAACAGUCGAGUGACGAUUAAGGUCCACCGGAAAGCGCCAGAACCCACUGCCAUUAUUGACACUACGCCGGCUGCAUUCCAACAUAUUUCUCGUCUUCUCGAAUGCCUGCAUGAGCGGUUCUUCGGCUUCCUAUCUGCUCAAGCACAAUAUCUUCGAUUCAAGUUCAGCCAGGGAUUGAAGAAUGACGGUUUCGGUCCCGUGCUCUUCAAUUUUGACGGCGAAUACUCCAUCGUCGCAGAUCCUGCUGGAGGACCUGUUGAUUCCACCGUCAAGAACGUGAUGAGUCAGAUCGAGACAACGAUCGGGGUCAAGUUCAGGGAAGCUAGUGUCUAUACGUGCCCAGAUCACUCAAUCGUCACCAGAUUCGGUUGUUUGCACGAGAUACAGGUCGAAGUCCCCCAUAUUCUGACGAGCCCCACAAUGGAGCCCUCCGUACCAAACGCUACAGGUGGGCUUCUGGUCAGGAGAAUGGCAGGCGAAAUGGAAGUCCAUAUUGCCUGGGACAGGCGACAUAAAUACUUCCCUGGCCAGAAGAUCGCUCUCCACUUCAAGUUGCUGGGCUGA